ACGCGCACACCGUACUACACUCGGCGGCAGAAAAACUCGCAUCUGCCGCCAACACCCGGUGAACGGGCGAGCCGAUGCAUCGCCGACCAUGUUGUCGUCUGCCUAUUGACACAAGCGGACGCGCCACUUCUGGGUCUUGCUGCUUUCGUGAUGCCGCUGCGAGCAAGUCACUUUCAUCACGCUCAACUGCGUCCGAUAGUGUUGCUUGGAAAUCAGGACUAUUUGGAGCGCGAGUGGCCCAGUCUGGCCAACUUUCCCGACAUUUACGUGGUGCCCGGAAGUCCAUUGAAGCGAGCCGAUUUGUACUCGGCCCGAUUGAGGCAUUGUGCCAUCUGCGUGGUGAUCGGAUCGCGAGGCAUAUACGCAGCCUCGGACGACCACUUCAUGCUGGACAAAGAAGUCAUCCUCUGCUCGUUGAAUAUUCGCGCCAUGAAAUUCCCCGACUCCGGCGUCCCGGCCGCCAGCUCCAGAUGGCAGCAGCCGAUGCACCGCAGCGGCGCCGACAUCCCCUUGAUCACGGAACUGAUGAUCGACGCCAACAUCCACUACCUGGAUCCCGACGACAACGACGACAACGCCUCGGAAAUGGCCAUCUACCUGACGCCGCCGUUUGCUCGUGGAAUCGCCUUCACCGGCUCCGUGCUGGACGCUCUCGUCAGCACCGCCUAUUUCGACCGGAACGCCAUGACCGUCAUCCGCCACCUCGUCACGGGCGGAGUGACUCCCGCGCUCGAACAGUUUCUGGCCGAAGGCGGCGCCCUCGACGGCGAAUUGGAGCUGGCCGGCGCCGAGCUGCGAACUCGCCAGACGCCGAUGGAGUCGCCGGAAAGACCAUCGACGACGGCGACGGCGAUGGCGACGGCAAGUCGCAAGACGACCCGUGACAGCGAGCCCAUCCUGACGGAGGUGUCGGGCGACCCGAUUCUGACGCAGGCUCGCCAGCGGCCGCGAGUCGACCAACUCGCCCUGACCGACGUGCGUCUGGGCGGACCCGAGGCGAGGGACAGACCGGGCACCUUCGGCGAGCUCUUCUGCAAAGCGGUCUGCGAACGUGGCAUCCUCUGCCUGGGCGUGUACCGCCUGAACCCGACGGGCCUUUUGGAACACGCCCAUCUGGAGGCGGUCUGGCAAAACGAGCUACAGACCAACGCGUCGGCCGCCGGCGCCAUGGCGACCGGUAAUGUGAGAGCGUCGGAGUCGAGUGAGCGGUUGACGGGCACUCCUCAGACCCGCCGACUCAGCACCUUCGCCACGCCAAUCGAGGUGCGCAUCUUCGAGCGCUCUCGUCUGCGUCGGCAGCAGACGGCAGAUGCGGCUGGAUCCUUCAACCUGCCAGACGGAUCCAGCCUCUCCGAGGUCUGUCGGGCGGCCUCGAUCGUGCCCACGGACUCGAUCGAGGCAUCACCACUGCCCGUCUGGAGGGAGAGACUAAAGCGUCUCGAACUGGCCGGCACCGAGUUCCCAUUGUCGGUGGUUAAUCGUUACGUGAUCACCAAUCCGCCGGUAGAUUUUGCUCUGUUCCCCUCAGAUCUGGUCUUCUGCCUAUGCCCCUUCAUACAAGUGCACAAAGACUUUUUCACCCCACCCAUCGAUUCAUAG
Protopolystoma xenopodis is the source of this 1599-nucleotide messenger RNA. NCBI's taxonomy places the organism in Eukaryota, Metazoa, Platyhelminthes, Monogenea, Polystomatidea, Polystomatidae. The record is from the annotation of a GenBank genome assembly.